UCCUGAAGAUAAUGGUAGAGUUGCUGAAGAAUUGAGGCGCGCUGAUGCAGUUGUUCUUACUUAUGCAUGUGAUCAACCCCAGACGCUUGAUCGAUUGAGUACCUUCUGGCUUCCUACGCUUCGCCAACUUGAGGUGAGGGUUCCAGUCAUAGUUGUAGGUUGUAAACUAGAUUUGAGAGAUGAGAACCAGCAGGUUAGCCUGGAGCAAGUGAUGUCACCAAUAAUGCAACAGUUUCGGGAGAUUGAAACUUGCAUUGAAUGUUCAGCAUUGAGACAUAUACAGAUUCCAGAGGUUUUUUACUAUGCACAAAAAGCUGUGCUCCAUCCAACAGGCCCACUGUUUGAUCAGGAAUCACAAACACUGAAGCCUCGAUGC
Messenger RNA from Morus notabilis, 376 nucleotides. Its product is annotated as mitochondrial Rho GTPase 1-like. The transcript is spliced from 3 exons. Gene Ontology annotation, cellular component: mitochondrial outer membrane. The record is from RefSeq and is a predicted model, not a curated record. The annotation marks the transcript as partial. NCBI's taxonomy places the organism in Eukaryota, Viridiplantae, Streptophyta, Magnoliopsida, Rosales, Moraceae. Gene Ontology annotation, biological process: mitochondrion organization; small GTPase-mediated signal transduction; regulation of mitochondrion organization. Gene Ontology annotation, molecular function: GTPase activity; GTP binding.